Messenger RNA from Plasmodium malariae, 1062 nucleotides. Its product is annotated as conserved Plasmodium protein, unknown function. NCBI's taxonomy places the organism in Eukaryota, Apicomplexa, Aconoidasida, Haemosporida, Plasmodiidae. The transcript has a single exon. The record is from RefSeq and is a predicted model, not a curated record. The coding region runs from base 1 to 1062 and encodes 353 amino acids.
AUGCUAAAACUCAGAAAGGGCUUUUUUCAUCCAUAUCGUUCGCAGUUGAACUAUAAUUCUCACAUAUUUGUGGGAAUAAACAAAAAUGGAAUAUUAUUUUUUGCAAAUACAAGGGCGGAAAUCCCACCAGUAAUUGUUGAUAGUGAAAAUGCUAAUGAUAAGAAGGAUAUAAUACUAAAAUUUAAGGAUGAAUCAAAUUUGGAAGGAGAAAACAGGAGUGUUAUUAUAAGGGAUAAAUAUGUGGUCGAUGAUACGUUCUCUUCUUAUAUAACAACAAGGAGAAAAUUUUUAAAUUUCUUUUCCUAUGAUAUAAAAACAUAUCAAGACAAUAUGCUUUAUAAAAAGAGUAAUGGGUGUGAAAAUGCUUUUUUAUAUUCAACAAAAAUUAAACAGUUAAAAUAUAGUGAUAGGAUAAGUACUAAUAUCUAUGUUCAUAUUUUUAAUUCUCAUUAUGAUGGUGCUAAUAGCUUAGGUGAUGCUGCUCCAUCCUUUAUAGGUCAUAAUAAAUUUUUUUUUAAAAAAAGUCUAUUUGAUAUAUUAUUUAAAAAAUAUAGCUUAGUUUAUUUUUUUACAGAUACAAAUCAUAUCAGUGAAAUGGGAAAAUAUUUGAACGAUUUUGUUUUGCAAAAUAAAAAAAAGUGUAACAUAGAACAUGAAAUAAUUAAUACAGAAGGAUGUUUUAUAAAAUUAAAAAAAAAUGCACAUCCCAUUCAUUUAUUUUAUUGUUAUGUGCCACCUUAUAAAUUCUUCUUGUCAACCUAUUUCACUAAAAAAAUUGCACUAAGUUUAAGAAAUGCCCAUUUCGAUAAUGCUAAUAACAGGAAUUUCUUUUUUUUAACGAACAAACUAAAUGCGCAGGAUGAAAAUGCUUUAUUGUUAUCACACACUAAUAAUUGUACUUCUCAUAGUAACAGUAAUAGUAACGCGCACUAUUACAGUGCGAAUAACUCGUUACCAUCACUCCUGUUGUUCGAUGAACACUGCUACGUUAGGUACCAUAUCAAGGGGUUAUAUACAAACGAGGCAUCCCACUAUCUUUUCAACGUCCUCUUAAAUAUAUAG